AUGGUCGUCGGCAAAGAGACUGUCACCCUGGCCUCUGGCCGCGAGAUGCCGCUGGUCGGCUUUGGCCUGUGGAAGGUUCCCAAGGAGUCCGCAGCCGACACUGUCUACAACGCCAUCAAAACCGGCUACAGGCUUUUUGACGGCGCCUAUGACUACCAGAACGAGAAGGAAGCCGGCGAAGGCAUUCAGCGGGCAAUCAAGGAGGGCCUUGUCAAGCGCGAGGACAUCUUCGUCACCACGAAGCUGUGGAACAACUACCAUGCCAAGGAGCACGCGGUCAAGAUGGCCAAGGCGCAGAACGAGGCAUGGGGCCUUGGGUACAUUGACCUGUUCCUGAUCCAUUUCCCGGUGGCGCUGGAGUUCAUUGAGCCUGAGAAGCGGCGGUACCCGGGCUGGUGGAUGGACGAGCAGGGUACGAUCAAGCCGGCCAAAGUGCCCAUCCAAGAGACGUGGCAGAGUCUGGAGCAGCUGGUGGACGAGGGCGUCGCGCACAGCAUCGGCGUGAGCAACUUCCAGGCGCAGCUGCUGUACGACUUGUUCACGUACGCGCGGCACCCGGUGUCGACGCUGCAAAUCGAGCACCACCCGUAUCUGGUGCAGUCGGAACUGGUGCAGCUCGCGCAGGAGAACAAGGUCGUCGUGACGGCGUACUCGAGCUUCGGACCGCAGAGCUUCCUCGAGCUGCCGUCUACAUUUAACCGCCGCGCGACGGAGAUCCCGCUGCUCUUUGAUGCGGAGCCUGUCAAGAGCAUUGCGGGUAAGCAUGGCGUUACCCCUGCGCAGGUAUUGCUGCGCUGGGCUACCCAGAGGAAUAUCGCUGUUAUUCCAAAGUCGAACAGCCCGAACCGCUUGAAGCAGAACUUGGAGGUCUUGCAGUUCGACCUCGAGAAGAGCGAGCUGGAUGUCAUUUCGGCGUUGGACAAGGGCCUGCGCUUCAAUGACCCGGGCUAUUACCUGCCGAACUACCCGCUGAGGAUCUUUGCUUAG
Aplosporella prunicola CBS 121167 is the source of this 987-nucleotide messenger RNA. RefSeq lists its product as uncharacterized. Gene Ontology annotation, molecular function: aldose reductase (NADPH) activity. The record is from RefSeq and is a predicted model, not a curated record. Gene Ontology annotation, cellular component: cytosol. Lineage: Eukaryota; Fungi; Ascomycota; Dothideomycetes; Botryosphaeriales; Aplosporellaceae. Bases 1 to 987 code for a protein of 328 amino acids. The transcript has 3 exons.